Molecule: messenger RNA, 303 nt
Organism: Paramuricea clavata
Lineage: Eukaryota; Metazoa; Cnidaria; Anthozoa; Malacalcyonacea; Plexauridae
Source: the annotation of a GenBank genome assembly
AUGGCGGUUGUCGCGUACAAGGAUAACAUAAUUGUUCUUGGUGGUUAUGAUGGCAGUAAGUCGCUGAACGAAGCUUUAAUGUUCAAUGCUACCACUCACGAGUACAAGAGAUUGCCUUCUAUGUUAGAAAAAAGGGAUGGCUGUGCUGCUGUGAUCAUGGGUGAUGUGAUUGUGGUUAUGGGAGGACGUUCCAGCACAUAUCUUAAAUCAGUGGAGUAUUAUGUGAUUGGUGACAGUGCGUGGCAAGAACUGCCAGCUAUGAAUCUAGCUCGAUAUAAUGCCACUGCCUGCGUGUAUGCAUGA